Molecule: messenger RNA, 765 nt
Organism: Miscanthus lutarioriparius
Lineage: Eukaryota; Viridiplantae; Streptophyta; Magnoliopsida; Poales; Poaceae
Source: the annotation of a GenBank genome assembly
AUGAAUGAAAAAGUGGAUGAUCCAGACGUCCUGGAGAUGAAGCAGCUGUCUAGGGAGAGUGAGGAGAUGGGGAAGGUCGAUUCCGAUGCGGAGAUUGCAGAUCAGCAGAGAAGGCUGAAGGAAACAGAGGGAGAUCCCAAAGGCGAGGAGGGGAGGGAAGCUGCAAGGAAAGGAACCUUCAAAGGAGAAGGCGAAGGUGGCAUUGUGUGCAGUACUCUACAAGUAUUUUCAGUCAAAGUUGAAGAAAUAAUUGAAGGUUUAAAAUGGCCGCUUGAGGUGUUUGGUAUGGUUGCUCUACGGGACUCGAUUGAUCUCAGUCGUAAUAUUAUCUUCAAGCGCGAAAGGCAUAACUGUCAGAUACUCACAGAUCAGGACUCCCAUGCCCAGAGUUGCCAUGCAUUACUUAUAUUGGAAUUAUGUAGAGAGCUCAGAUCUUGUACAAACAUACUGGUAGAUGAAUAUAAGCGAUCCUAUACGAGCAGGCUGAGCACACUGCAAUUGAUGCUUGGCCAUCUUACUGAUUCUAUGGAAGCUACAAUCAGAGUGCGAGUUGCUUCUGGGACAUGGCCAGAUGGUUUUGGUGGUUGGUUUGCGGUCCGUGCCGGCAGCAUAAAACAUAUAUUGUGUUGCUUGACUGGAGAUAAGAAAGUGUCUAUUACUGGUAAUGAGAUCAGGCUGGCACAGUUGGUUGUUUCUAUCGAAGCUCAUGGAAAGCUGAUAGUUUUCGUUGCUGCUAGGAAUGGUUCUGAUGUCUUAGGGAUGUAA